This is a messenger RNA of Symphalangus syndactylus (siamang), 6880 nucleotides long. RefSeq names its product TBC1 domain family member 1 (gene TBC1D1). NCBI's taxonomy places the organism in Eukaryota, Metazoa, Chordata, Mammalia, Primates, Hylobatidae. The record is from RefSeq and is a predicted model, not a curated record.
GGGCAGGUCUGGGCUGCUGGUGCCACAGCAGUCUCCCUCCCCUGGGACUUUGGGACUGCUACCCACCCCUGUUCCUUCCUUUGUGAGAUGGGGCUAGCAGUAACUGUCUUGUUUCGUCAGAGGCAGUAUUGCAUAAUGAAUGAGAGCCUGGGCCUGAAUUAGGCACAAGUGCAAGCCCUCAGAAAACUAUGUAGACCUAGAGAGAGAGACACACACGUCUGUAUGGCAGAGAGGCAGGGUUUGGGAAUGUUCUGAUUUCAUGUUUUGAAUUGGUAUGACCUUUGGGAGGAUAUCCUUGGAAUCACAGAGCUUCAUUUACAUCAUGACUCUUUCCUGCCCACCCACAUUUUCUGUGAGGCCAGAGUUUUAAAUGUGGACCCCGUGAGCUUUUUUCUGUUGCCGCAUUUUGGCCUGUGGCCUUUUGUUUUCUUGGUAUGUCAUGAGGCAAAAUAAAAUGAAACUCAGUGCUGGUUAAUAACUCCCAUCAUAAUGUAUAUUUCUGUGAAUGGCUUUUACCCAUUUGAGAGGAAAAAGUGUCAUGUAAAUUUCAGAAAGGCCUGAUUGGCUGGAGAGUCAGUGUAGUGUCACAGUUAAGAGUAUAGAUUUAAAAAAAUUUUUUAUUAUCGUAAAAAAAAGACAUAAACAUAAUACUACCAUCUAAACCAUAUUUAAGUAUAAAGUUCAGUAGUGUUAAGUAUAUUCACAUUGUUGUGCAGUGGAUCUGCAGCAUUUUUCAUCUUGUUAAACUGAAACUCUAUGCCCAAUAAACAACUCCUAUUUCCCCCCCCUCCCAGCCCCUGGCAGCCACUGUUCUACUUUCUGUUUCUCUGAGUUUGACUACUGUAGAUAACUCAUAUAAGUAGAGUCAUACGGUAUUCGUCUUCUUAUUUCUGGUUUAUUUCGCUUAGCAUAAUGUCCUCAAGGUUCAUUCACGUUGUAGCAUAUGACAGGAUUUCUCUCUUUUUUCCCCCUCUUUUUUUUGAGUUAUAUUCUGUUGUAUGUAUAUUUCACAUUUUCUUCAUUCAUCUGUUGACAUUCAUCUGCUUCCACCUUUUGGCUAUUGUGAAUACUGCAGCUAUGAACAUGGGUGUGCAAAUGUCUCUUCAAGAUCCUGCUUUCAGUUCUUUCGGAUAUAUACCCAGAACUGGGUUUGCUGGAUCGAUCAUAGUGUAGUUCUGUGAGUAACCCUCAUACUGUUUUCUGCAGCUGCUGUGCCAUUUUACGUUCCCACCAACAGCACUCAAGAGCUUCAGUUCCUCUACACCCUUAUCCAUACUUGUAAUCUUCUGGAUUGCAGAUUUUCUGGAUCAAUCUUCUGGAUUACACUUGAUUUUCUAUGUUGGGCCUGGAUGGUUAGAACAGUAUCCCUCCUUUGGACUGGUAAAUAUGUAAGUUUUUAUUAUAAAAUAAUGGCCAUCCUAGUGAGUGUGAGGUAAUAUCUCAUUGUGGUUUUGAUUUCCUUCAUGGUUAAUGUGAUUGGGCAUCAUUUCAUGUCCUGGUUGGCCAUUUAUGUUUCAUAUUUGGGGAAAUGUCUUUUCAAGUCUCAAGUCCUUUGCCCAUUUUUUAAUUGAGUUAUUUGAUUUUCUGCUGUUGAGUAUGGAUUAUUAAAUCAGACUGGCCUGAACUUAAAUCAUGGCCCUUCCAUUUUUGACCAAAAGCAGCUGCGCGUCCCAUUUGUGCCUUGGUUUCUUCGGUGUAAUGCCAGUGUAAUGAUAGCCCCACCUUGUAGUUAAGAGUGUUGGGGCAGUCAGUGAGGAAGCACUCACUCCACAGGAGCUUGUUAUGUAAGGAGAAGGCAGCCGGUCCAUUCCUAAUAGGGGUCUGAAGGAAGGAAGAAGGGCUGAAGGAAGUAAAAAGAGCCUCCUCAAUGAAUGGCAGCCAUUCUUGAAAUCCAGCCUGGCUGCCUUCAUUUUUAAUGUCAGUGGACUUUUAAGACAACAAAAAGGAUGUUCUUGGAUGACCAGAGACUAUGGCAGAGGGAGGAUGGUCACGUUGCCAAGGAUCUCUCUCAACCUCCUGGAUAGUGUGCUGCUGGUGGUUUGCACAAUGGCUUCAGCUUUUUGGCAAAGUGCAUGUAAAAGCCUGAAGUCACAGCCAGAGGAAACCUGGUUCCUGAGACAGCAGCUUGAUGCUCCUGCCCCAUCCCAGGUGCACACCUCACUGGGCAGCUCUGGCUCUGAAUUGAGGGACAGCAAAAACCUCUAACCAACCAUACCGAAAAGCAGGCACUGGGGGCUUUGGGGGAAGGUUCUUUGCAAAACUCAUAAUAGGGAGAGACAAAAGACAGGGAAUCAUUGUAAAGAAGUUAGUCAUAGAUGCUUCACUCUUUAAAAUCAUCCCAGCACAAGGUUAAACAACAUGCAGUUUUCACGAUGUCCCAGAAAGCGACGAGUGCAGCGAGGUGAAGUGUGGCCAUCUGAGCACACAAUGACCAGGCUUGGAAGGAUCGAUUUCCCCUGUGCUGGCCCUCAGAAUUUAAGGCACAACUUUUAAGCUGAGUGUGCAGCACUCGAUUUUCUGUGUUGGGCCUGGAUGUUUAGAAAAGUAUCUCUCCUUCGGAGUGGUAAAUAUGCAAGUUUUUUACUGAAUUACUUCAUUUAAUCAAAGCAGCCGACUUUUCCUGCCUCCCCUCUUUCUGUCUUGGGGUUGAAUAUUUGGUCCUAUGUAACAACUCUUGAUUCUUAAUGAUACCAAAUGGAAGCUGUGUGUGCUGGGAUUUGCCAUAUUCAGUUAUGAUCAGUAGAGACUUUCUUAGUCUCUCUCUUUUUUUUUUUUCGGAGACAGAUUCUUGCUCUGUCACCCAGGCUGGAGUGCAGUGGCCUAAUCUUGGCUCACUGCAACCUCUGCCUCUUGGGUUCAAAUGAUUCUCCUGCCUCAGCCUCCCAAGUAGCUGGGAUUGCAGGUGCGCACCACCACACUUGGCUAAUUUUUUUAUUUUUAGUAGAGACAGGGUUUUGCCAUGUUGGCCAGACUGGUCUUCAACUCCUGACCUUGUCAUCCGCCCGUCUCGGUCUCCCAAAGUGCUAGGAUUACAGGCGUGAGCCACCGCGCAUGGCCACAGUAAGUAGAGACUUUUGAAAGGAAAUAUUACCUCUUUAAUGACGUUUUUAGUCCAAGUAAAUUGUGGUAAUGUUUAAGAAAUUUGCUUACCACAAAAACAGUUUUCAAGGAGCAUUUGAACUUGUCCACUUUAAGUCAUAAAACAGAUUAAAGUGUUUGAAAUCUAUUGGGAUUGUAAAUAUAUGUCAGUGUACUGACUUUUAAGAGAUCUUGAUGAUCAUAUCGUCUGUUUUCAUUUUCUACUACAUGAGAACAUUGAAGCCUGAAACUUAACACAACUAAAACCCGAGUUCCCCACUUGUCUAAGAGUCAUAGAUACCUAAAAAGUAUGCUACUUCCCAAGUUGAUUUCUUUCAGGAUAUGGGCCCUUCAAAGGAAAGCAGUGAGGCUGGGGUUUUCCAGGUGGAAAGGUCACAUUUCCACAUAUAACUCAGUGAACAUUGUAUUGGGUUGGGAGAAGAAUUGGUUCACUAUUUUAAACUUUUUGUUUCAUCGUGAGGACUUCCCCAUCCCCUCUCCUCAGCAAAGCACAAAAGUAUUUCCUAAUUUUUAAGUCAUGGGCUUCCUUUAAUGGAUUCUGGCCUCAGAUCACUUCCAGAUAAGCAUUGUAUAAUGGGAUGGGUGGGGUUAGAUAUUUUGGUCACAGAUGCAUGAGAGGAGGGAGGGUGGAGGGCAGCAAAGUUUGUAACUGGAGCCUAUAGCAGUUUAUCUCUUGUCAUUGGCCAGGUCACAGAGUCUCACUUCAGGACAGCUGUGCAAGCAGAACCCCCAUCAGGGUUUUCUUGAUGCCUUUGACAAUCAGCUGUACAUGCCUCUGGGACCUUUCCUCCUCCUUUCUCUUUUUAUUUUUUUCCCUUGGUCACAUGUUUCAUUCUACUAAAUGUCUAACCAGCUCUUCUCUGCAAAUUACAGAGCUGUGAUGGCACUUUGCUCGUUGAUUAUCUCUGGUUGAAUAGUUUCCAAUGGUACUUCUCUGGAGAUGAGUCCUGUAUUAGUCCGUUCUCACACUGCUAAUAAAAACAUACCUGAGACUGGGUAAUUUAUAAAGGAAAGAGGUUGACUCACAGUUCAGCAUGGCUGGGGAGGCCUCAGGAAACUUACAAUCGUGGUGGAAGGGGAAGCAAACAUAUCCUUCACAUGGCAGCAGGAGAGAGAAGUGCCAAGCAAAAGGGGGAAAAGCCCCUUAUGAAACCAUCAGAUCUCAUGAGAACUAACUCACUAUCAUGAGAACAGGAUGGGGGAAACUGCCCCCAUGAUUAAAUUAUCUCCACCUGGUCCCUCCCACGACAUGGGGAUUAUGAGAACUACAAUUCAAGAUGAGAAUUGGGUGGGGACAUAGCCAAACCACAUUAAAUCCCAAGUGCUCAUGUCUGGCCCUGAUUCCUUUAUAUGAGACUGGGGUCAUGAUCCUCCUGCACCCGUCUUCUGAGUCCUAUUCCUACUUGGGCACACUUAGGCACUUCAGCAUCUGCAUCCCAUUGAUGUCUUAAGGGUGGUUCCAGACCUUGGAGGUGCACACGACACACUGCUGAUGAAAACCUAGAAUAUAGAAUGGAAGUUACAUUUAUUCAUAGAGUGAAAAUCCAAAAAUAGACCAGAGAGAAAAUAUAUGAAAAUAUCAAGAAUGCUUAUCUUAGGGAGGUAGGAUUAUAGGUAACUUUUUUUUCCUUAGAUAAAUAUAUAGAUAGAUAUAUUAGUGUUUACAGUUUCUCUGCCACCAACUAAAAUACUUUUUUCAGGAGGAAAAAAAAACCCAGCCAGCCAACAUAUCUAAAAACCAUCUCCUGGGCCCAAGAGGGAAAAAUUGGGCUCCUUUUCUUGAAAUUGCCAUUUGUGCCACUGUUGUGUUAUUUUACCAGUCACUCCAGAUUCCAGGCUCCUCUACCUGAGUUCUCUCUCCUUCCACAGUGGAGCUCAUACCUUCCUGUUUCCUGGCUGCCACUCAGAUUUAGGUUCCGUUUUUCAGACCUCAGUGGCUGUAAUAGCUGUUCCUUCUACCGCUUGGGAUGGUUCUUUCUGCAAUAGCCUUUAUCAUCACAUCAUCAGAGGAUGAUAGCUCUUAAUGAGGAUCUAAAAUUUGCAGAUUAUUCAGAGCUUGGAGAGCUUCCCCCUCGAUCUCCUUUAGAACCAGUUUGUGAAGAUGGGCCCUUUGGCCCCCCACCAGAGGAAAAGAAAAGGACAUCUCGUGAGCUCCGAGAGCUGUGGCAAAAGGCUAUCCUUCAACAGAUACUGCUGCUCAGAAUGGAGAAGGAAAAUCAGAAGCUCCAAGCCUCCGAAAAUGAUUUGCUGAACAAGCGCCUGAAGCUCGAUUAUGAAGAAAUUACUCCCUGUCUUAAAGAAGUAACUACAGUGUGGGAAAAGAUGCUUAGCACUCCAGGAAGAUCAAAAAUUAAGUUUGACAUGGAAAAAAUGCACUCGGCUGUUGGGCAAGGUGUGCCACGUCAUCACCGAGGUGAAAUCUGGAAAUUUCUAGCUGAGCAAUUCCACCUUAAACACCAGUUUCCCAGCAAACAGCAGCCAAAGGAUGUGCCAUACAAAGAACUCUUAAAGCAGCUGACUUCCCAGCAGCAUGCGAUUCUUAUUGACCUUGGGCGAACCUUUCCUACACACCCAUACUUCUCUGCCCAGCUUGGAGCAGGACAGCUGUCGCUUUACAACAUUUUGAAGGCCUACUCACUUCUAGACCAGGAAGUAGGAUAUUGCCAAGGUCUCAGCUUUGUAGCAGGCAUUUUGCUUCUUCAUAUGAGUGAGGAAGAGGCGUUUAAAAUGCUCAAGUUUCUGAUGUUUGACAUGGGGCUGCGGAAACAGUAUCGGCCAGACAUGAUUAUUUUACAGAUCCAGAUGUACCAGCUCUCAAGGUUGCUUCAUGAUUACCACAGAGACCUCUACAAUCACCUGGAGGAGCACGAGAUCGGCCCCAGCCUCUACGCUGCCCCCUGGUUCCUCACCAUGUUUGCCUCACAGUUCCCGCUGGGAUUCGUAGCCAGAGUCUUUGAUAUGAUUUUUCUUCAGGGAACAGAGGUCAUAUUUAAAGUGGCUUUAAGUCUGUUGGGAAGCCAUAAGCCCUUGAUUCUGCAGCAUGAAAACCUAGAAACCAUAGUUGACUUUAUAAAAAGCACGCUACCCAACCUUGGCUUGGUACAGAUGGAAAAGACCAUCAAUCAGGUAUUUGAGAUGGACAUUGCUAAACAGUUACAAGCUUAUGAAGUUGAGUACCACGUCCUUCAAGAAGAACUUAUCGAUUCCUCUCCUCUCAGUGACAACCAAAGAAUGGAUAAAUUAGAGAAAACCAACAGCAGCUUACGCAAACAGAACCUUGACCUCCUUGAACAGUUGCAGGUGGCAAAUGGUAGGAUCCAAAGCCUGGAAGCCACCAUUGAGAAGCUCCUGAGCAGCGAGAGCAAGCUGAAGCAGGCCAUGCUUACCUUAGAACUGGAGCGCUCGGCCCUGCUGCAGACGGUGGAGGAACUGCGGCGGCAGAGCGCAGAGCCCAGCGACCGAGAGCCUGAGUGCACGCAGCCUGAGCCCACGGGCGACUGACAGCUCUGCAGGAGAGAUUGCAACACCAUCCCACACUGUCCAGGCCUUAACUGAGAGGGACAGAAGACGCUGGAAGGAGAGAAGGAAGCGGGAAGUGUGCUUCUCAGGGAGGAAACCGGCUUGCCAGCAAGUAGAUUAGAACUCCAACUUGCAAUUCAGGGGGCAUGUCCCAGUGAUUUUUUUGUUGUUUUUAGAUACUAAAUCUUCCCUUCUCCAGUCCUGAUUACUGUACACAGUAGCUCUAGAUGGCGUGGACGCGAAUAAAUGCAACUUAUGUUUU